AUGUACUUUGCCGAAAGAAGAAAUGCGGGACAAAGAUGUGCAUUCGUACGCUUUGAUGACGCCGAGCGCUAUGAUUACAUUGAACUCAUUAUGGAGGAGCUUCGCUAUGGAGAUAUGAAUCGCUUCCGAAAUAGUAGUUCAAGCAAUGACGAACCAUCAGAUGAUGACCAGGAUGCCUUGCUACUUGGACUUGCAGCUGAGUUGAUACUUCUACAUCCGGAGGCAGAAAGAACAAUAAUUACGUACCUCAAAACUAUAAAAAAACGAGUGGAAAUUGAGGAGGCACUGGCCAUGGCUUUGGUAAUGGUAAGUCAUAGUGCCCGACAACGAGUUUUGGCAGAGCGUUUCAAUAGAUCAACGGAGACAAUUAACCGCAAUGUAAGGGAGGUCCUGCGCGGUCUUUGUAUGUUUGCUUCACAAAUAAUUCGCCCUUUUGACUACGAUCAGGAUGCAGUGGGAGCAAUUGAUGGCACUCACAUUCCGGCGUGCCCACCCUCAGGUCAUCAAAUGGCGUAUACAAAUCGACAUGGAUUUCAGUCGCAAAAUCUACUGGCAGUAUGUGAUUUCGAUAUGCGAUUCACGUACAUAUAUGCUGGGUGGGAGGGAAGUGCACACGAUGCCCGAGUGUUAGAUGAUGCUCUGUCACACCCGUCAGACUUCCCAAUGGCACCUGAAGGUAAAUACUACCUUGUAGAUGCUGCAUAUAAGAAUGUUCCAGGCUUUUUACCGCCGUAUAAGAAUGCAGCACGGGCCGGUCCAGAAAAAAUUUUAUUUAAUACGCGCCACUCGGAACUUAGAAAUGUCAUUGAACGAACCUUUGGAGUUCUGAAGAACAGAUUUAAAUUUUUGAAGGGACCGGUUCCAAAUUUUUAUAUGACCACUCAAGUCAAUGUUGUUAUAGCUUGUUGUGCAUUGCACAACUUUCUUCGCUUACACCAACCAGGUGACGCCCAUUUUCAACUGGCUGAGGACGGCAAUGUUGGAUUAGAGCACCAACAGGGUGGCGGUGAGUUACCUCACGUGCAGCCAUUGAAUGCAUCCCGAGCUGAGGUUAUGGCUUGGAAAGCUAGGCGAGAUGCGAUUGCAACUGAAAUGUAUGGCGCGCAACGUAGGAGAAGGCGUUAG
Molecule: messenger RNA, 1125 nt
Organism: Coffea eugenioides
Lineage: Eukaryota; Viridiplantae; Streptophyta; Magnoliopsida; Gentianales; Rubiaceae
Product: putative nuclease HARBI1
Exons: 5
Coding region: 1-1125 (374 amino acids)
Source: RefSeq, a predicted model, not a curated record